UUUGGACUGUGAGACAACAGUUAAGUCAAAGAGAAUAGAAGCACUAUAUUCUAUACUCUUUGAUUACAGUACACAACCCAAUAAUGUACUGACACCAUGAGCACAAAAACGAAGUCGAAGUGGAAAAACAGCCGAAAAUUAUGUUCAGCAUUUAACUGUAACAACUAUCAGUUCAACAGUCAACAUCUUGCUUUUCACCGUUUCCCUGCAAACCCUGACAGGUGUGCAAGAUGGGUGCAGAAUCUCAGGAAUGUAUCUUUGAAAGUGAUAAGCUCUCAGCGGCUCCAUCAGAGCUACAGGGUGUGCAGUGCACAUUUUGAACCUAACCAGUUCAAGAGGCCAUCUAAUGUUCAUGCUGGAUUGAAAUGGGAUGCAGUGCCCUUAAAGGAUGCCUCUAACCCACCACCCCAACUGGACUUGAAGUUAAGGAAAAAGCCACCAAAGAAACGUCUGGAAUUAAGCAAAAAGAGUCAUGUUGUUCAACCAUCAAAUGCAGCCUCCUCCUCUACAGACAGUGUUUCAGAGACAGCAAUCACAACACCUGAUGCUACUGUAGCAGGACCUUCGAUGACACUGACACCACUGUUGCCACAGACACCACUGUUACCACAGACACCACUGUUACCACAGACACCACUGUUGCCACAGACACCACUGUUACUACAGACAUCACUGUUGCCACAGACACCACUGUUGCCACAGACACCACUGUUGCCACAGACACCACUGUUGCCACAGACACCACUGUUGCCACCGACAUCAUUGCAAACAAACCCUGAAGCUGCUGCCAAGGAACGUGCCCUGAAGAUGAAGAUCAGGAGUCUGGAGUCCCAGGUGUGCAAGCUGAAGAAAAAAGUGAGGGAACACGUCCAGAUAAAGAAGCCCAGAACGACUGUUCAGUCAGUGAUGAAGCAGUUGGAGGAACUCUUACCAGCCAAAGCCUAUGCUUUUGUGAGUACACAGAUACGCGUGUCUCAACGCAAGGCUCUUGGUUUCCGGUGGACUAGUCAGGAAAAAGCUUUCUUCUUGGCUCUGCUCCAGGCCAGUCCAAAGUGUUACAAGCUACUGUUCAAUGUGUUUUCUAUGCCAUCUGUCCGCACACUGCAGAAGCUUAACUCAGAUGAACGUCGCUAUGCCUCCCAGGAUAGUCCCAGGAUCACCAUCAAUUCUAAGGUUUUGGACGACCACAGUUAUGUGACUACUGAUUGUAGAGAAGCUGAGAUGGAUUCCAUGUGGGAAUCUGCAGAUCCAGUAGUCACUGUUAAUAUAGGAGCCACAUCGGACCAGGUGGAGGAAUAUGAAUGAAUGGUUGUCACAUUUCGGCUCUGGUAUAUGUAUACAAUUGUUUAACACAUUAUUUUGGUAGCGACAUUAAAUAUAUGGGCUGAAAUAUAGAUAAUGUUGUAAGUACUUUUAUACAGCAUGUUUAUUGGAGUGACAUUUUAUUGGAUUCACAGUCCAAAAUGGCAGAGACGAGGCUCUGCAGCUGUUGCAAUGGAACAAACUAUUAAGCUUCACCUCUUGUGCUUCUAUACUCUUUGAUACCUACACACCAGGCCAUCCCUCCCAUCCCUGUUCCCCUUGCUC
Messenger RNA from Osmerus eperlanus (European smelt), 1587 nucleotides. RefSeq lists its product as uncharacterized. NCBI's taxonomy places the organism in Eukaryota, Metazoa, Chordata, Actinopteri, Osmeriformes, Osmeridae. The transcript is spliced from 4 exons. The record is from RefSeq and is a predicted model, not a curated record. Bases 97 to 1305 code for a protein of 402 amino acids.